AUGGCCCCAAGCGCUCGUGACCAGCUUCGUCGCUGGACGGCACUGCAGCUGGUCAAGCUCUCUGGUGAAGAUGAGGACGAUGUGGACUAUCUCACUGACACGGCCGAGUACGUGAACGUCCUGCUUGAAGGUGUAGAACUGUCGACAGUGUUUCCUCAUGCGCUGCCCCUGAGUGUUAGAUACUUGCUUGCCACCAAGGAUGCGGAGGAAGUUCGGGCCUACGUUACUGACUUUGCACCCGAAGCCUCGGGCAGCCAAAUCAGCAGCUUUGUCAACACUUUUCAGGCCAAAAAGACCAAGCUUCAGCAGCCCACUGUCUCCACCGCGCCUGCACCAACCGCCACGUCCACUGUCGUGCCCGCUUCGGCGCCUGCCCCUGCGCCCGCAGCCGCUGCUAGCCCCAUUACACUACCGCCACCGGGCCUCACGUCGGCCAGCAAAACUAGCAAAAUUAGCACCACCAGCAAAGCCAGCAAAGUCAGCACAGCUAGCACAGCUAACAAGAGAAGAGAGCAACUUCCUGUGGACAAGCCUGUCGGUGACACGCUGGCCGUGCAAGCCUCUCUUCCACCGCUGUACAAUCCCAAACGUUCAACAGCGACCAAGGAUGCCAACCCGGGCGCUGGAGCCAAGACAAACGCUGGCGUUCGGCGUCCGCGCCCCAAAUUUGUGUCCUUUAUGAAUCGGGAUGGAGACUCGCUUGUGAAUGACCUCCUGCCUGGUCGCCGCUUCUGUGAAUGCCUGGCCAGUCGUCACCAGCUCAUUAACAAUUGCCUUCGCUGCGGACGAAUUGUCUGCGAACAAGAAGGCAUUGGACCCUGCAUGCAUUGUGGCGCCUGCGUUGUCACUCGCGAGCAGCAAGAGCUCCUGGCGCGAGACAGCAAGCAGGCACGCAAAUUCUUGGAGAAGCUCAUGCGUGAAGCCGAUGUCCCUGCCACAGUGUCUGAUCAAUUGCUAGACUACGAUCGCAAUAUGGCCCAACGUACACGUGUCAUUGAUGAUCAAGCCGACUACUUCAACACGGAUGGCAACAAGUGGCAAUCGCGACAAGAGCGCGAUGCUGCACGCCAACGCGAGGCGGAGAUGCGUGACGAGCGACGCGCUGCUCGCCGUGAAAAUCGCAUUACUAUUGAUUUUGCUGGUCGCCAGGUUCGACAGGCCGAUGUGGAGGAAGUUGAUAUCUAUGCUGAGGCUCAUCGCGAGGAAGAGGAGCGUCGCGAACGUGCCCUGCACAAGACGCACCGAGACCGCGAGCUGCAGGAAAUGGCGGACGGUGGCUUUUGCAUGAGCAUGCACCAGCCAUGGGCCAGCUUGCUGGUUUAUGGCAUCAAAAUGCACGAAGGUCGCGUGUGGACCGGCCCGCACCGCGGGCGCCUGUGGAUUGCCGCUGCAAGCAAGCAACCUGAUCCCGAGGAGAUUCAGCAGCUUGAAGACUUUUACCGCGAGCGCUUUGCCGGGCGCAAUGUGCCGUUCCCCAAGGAGUACCCGACUGCCUGCCUGUUGGGCUUUGUUGACGUGGAAGACAUUCUUCCCCAGGACGAAUAUCGCCAAAAGUUCCCAGACGGCGAUUCGCAUAUGCCUUACGUGUUUGUCUGCAAGAACCCCCAUGAGCUGAUUGUACGCUACCCGGUCAAGGGCCAACAUAAAAUUUGGAAGCUAGACAAGACCAUGCAUGACUCUGCUCGUCAAUGCAUUCAACCAGUGGACAUGAGCUGGCUGGAGGAGGAACCAAUCUAA
This is a messenger RNA of Monosiga brevicollis MX1, 1737 nucleotides long. RefSeq lists its product as uncharacterized. Gene Ontology annotation, biological process: positive regulation of DNA-templated transcription. Lineage: Eukaryota; Choanoflagellata; Craspedida; Salpingoecidae. The transcript is spliced from 7 exons. The coding region runs from base 1 to 1737 and encodes 578 amino acids. The record is from RefSeq and is a predicted model, not a curated record. Gene Ontology annotation, molecular function: zinc ion binding; transcription coactivator activity. Gene Ontology annotation, cellular component: nucleus.